AUGGCCGCCCCAAUUCGCGUCACGGUCCUCAUAUCUGGCAAUGGUACAAAUCUACAAGCUGUUAUCGAUAAAGUGGCCGCAGGACAGUUAAAGGCAACAAUCGUCCGCGUGAUCUCCAAUCGCAAAACCGCAUUCGGUCUUGAGCGCGCCAGCAAAGCCAACAUCCCAACCGAAUACCAUAAUCUCGUCAAGUACAAGAAGCAGCACCCCGCGACGCCGGAAGGUGUUCAGCUUGCGCGCGAGGAAUACGAUGCUGAUCUUGCAAAGCUGAUCCUUGCCGACACGCCGGAGCUGGUCGUGUGUCUCGGCUUCAUGCACAUUCUCUCGCCGCAGUUCUUGGAGCCCCUGGAGGCUGCUAAGACAAGAAUCAUCAACUUGCACCCCGCGCUGCCGGGUGCGUUCAACGGCGUUAAUGCGAUCGAACGUGCUCAUGCUGCGUGGUUGGAGGGCCAAAUUGAUAAGACCGGUGUUAUGAUGCACGAUGUCAUUUCUGAGGUGGAUAUGGGUACACCAAUUCUGGUGCGGGAGAUCCCUUUCCAGAAGGGCCAGGAUGAGAACCUCGAGACCUUUGAAACUCGGGUCCAUGAGACCGAGUGGGGAGUCGUCGUUGAAGGAGUGGAUAAAGUGGUGAAGGAAUUGAUGGCCCAAAAACAAAAAGGCUCAACUGCAUGA
Messenger RNA from Penicillium vulpinum, 672 nucleotides. Its product is annotated as phosphoribosylglycinamide formyltransferase. Gene Ontology annotation, cellular component: cytoplasm. Gene Ontology annotation, molecular function: phosphoribosylglycinamide formyltransferase activity. The transcript is spliced from 2 exons. Bases 1 to 672 code for a protein of 223 amino acids. Lineage: Eukaryota; Fungi; Ascomycota; Eurotiomycetes; Eurotiales; Aspergillaceae. The record is from RefSeq and is a predicted model, not a curated record. Gene Ontology annotation, biological process: 'de novo' IMP biosynthetic process.